Messenger RNA from Rotaria socialis, 1156 nucleotides. The record is from the annotation of a GenBank genome assembly. NCBI's taxonomy places the organism in Eukaryota, Metazoa, Rotifera, Eurotatoria, Philodinida, Philodinidae.
CUCGGUAUCGAUGAUGCCGGAUUCGGAUUCCUGGAUCUCGAUAACCUAUUUAAAACUUCCAUCUGAAUUGAGAUCGGGGUUGAAAUACAAAGUCUAAUUUUACAGCCACGGAAUUUUGAAUGAACCAAAUAUCUGAUCAUUGAGAGUUCGGAUCGAAAAAAUGAUAACCUUUUCGGAAUCCUCGACCUCAACAACCUAUUUAAGAUUUAUAUUACUUGAAUCACGUUCCGAAAAUAUAGUAUCUUGCUUCAAGCCAGAACCAUCUUUGGAAAAAUGGCUCAGCGUUAAAAAAAUGGUGCAGGACGGAACCUUUUCAAACAUUCGGAACUAUUGAGAAUCUGAGAUGGUUCUUUAAACUAGCUGGAACCAUAAAUAGUUCCAUAUGACACCUUAUUUUUUUUUCAGAGUAGUUAACAGAUCUUCCACGAUUAAUGAAGUCGAUUUGUACUUAGAAUGCAUUCUAACAUAAAUGUUGACUUCCUUUAUAGUCAAGAAAAUCAGGGAAUAUGUAGUAUUCACUAAUUAAUUAAUACGUAGAGUGCUUUAAAAAGCAAAUAAUUGUUCUGAAUUUCUUUUAGAAAAUCUUCUUAUUUUCGAGUGAAUGAAUUCCAUAAUGAAAAAAACAUAGUACACUCUAGAAACUGCCUGCAUAUAUUGUUUGAUUUUUUGAAAUAUCUUUUCUUUGCAUUUAUGUAUAUCUAUUCAGGCUAUCAAUGAAACAGAACCGUUAUCAGGCGACUCAUCCAUUUUUAGCGGUAUAUGGUAUCCAAUAUUCUCACUUAACAAUCGUAAAACAUUUAUCACAUCCACUCAAUAUAGUCAACUAGUCUCUUCUUCAUAUACAGUAAUGACCAUCACUAUAAGUGAAGCAUCGUAUUAUAUAAAAAACACUGAAUCACCUAUUGCCAAACAACAAGAAGUGAUUUUUCAUACACUUUUAUUUACAAUCAUAUGUCUUGAAAUAUCUGGUUUGGUUUUUCUCAUUGUCAAACUCGUUUUUAUUCCCAUAUUCAAGAAAGCUAUUGUUCACUAUUACCGUGCUCCACGUGGUAAAGUUAUGCCAACAGAUGAAAAUGCAUCACAUGAUAAAGUUACGCCAACACAUGAAAAUGCAUCACAUGAAUCCAGCUCAAAAACUAGAUCUGAAGAUGGCUGA